This is a messenger RNA of Penicillium waksmanii, 1191 nucleotides long. Its product is annotated as Cys6 transcription factor domain-containing protein. The transcript has 3 exons. NCBI's taxonomy places the organism in Eukaryota, Fungi, Ascomycota, Eurotiomycetes, Eurotiales, Aspergillaceae. Gene Ontology annotation, molecular function: DNA-binding transcription factor activity, RNA polymerase II-specific; RNA polymerase II cis-regulatory region sequence-specific DNA binding; zinc ion binding. The coding region runs from base 1 to 1191 and encodes 396 amino acids. Gene Ontology annotation, cellular component: chromatin. Gene Ontology annotation, biological process: regulation of transcription by RNA polymerase II; DNA-templated transcription. The record is from RefSeq and is a predicted model, not a curated record.
AUGUCGACUAGACAAAAGCCCGAAGGCGAUCGAGAAGCUAGUGAUGUUGAUGAAACACCUUUCAAGUGCCCAUUCAAUGGUUGUAAAGCAAGUUAUCGCCGAAAAGAGCAUUUGCAACGCCACCGGGCAAAACAUUCCCAGCACGAACCGUUCAGAUGUCCAAAUUGUGAGCGGCAAUUCGGUCGGAGUGACACUCUUCGCCGACACCUCCGACAACAUCAUAAAAUCAACGAGCCAACGAAUCGUGCGCGGAAGGCGUGUGAGGCUUGCCAGGUGGCAAAGUCCCGCUGUGAAGGCGGCCCACCGUGCGAGGAAUGUGUACGUCGAGAGACUGAGUGUACAUUCAAAGAGGAGGGUCCUAUCCUGAGAAAGGACCAUCGCCAACCUCUGAAAAGCCAGCAAUCAACCGCUAUAGCAAACGACCCUCAGUCUCCCAGUAUUCUGGAGAAGAGAGAUAGGUGCAUUGAGCUUUAUUUCGAGAAGUUCAAUCCUUAUUGGCCCUUUAUUCAUAGAGCAUCUUUCUAUGCGCCCCGUGAGGUACCCCUGAUGGUGCAGUCGAUGAUUGUUAUUGGUCUAUGGGCUAGUGACGAGCGGGCUUCGCAAUCAGCUGCUAAGGAUCUUCAUAAUAAACUUGACGCGGCUAUCCGAGAGCAGACGGAAAAAUGGGAUGCUUCAGAUUAUGAGGUUUCUAGCAGUUGUCGCUGGCCACUGGCGACAUUCCAAGCAAUCCUCUUACAUAUUAUAUUCUCUUGCAUGAUAGAAAGUCGGGAUAAUUCUGAUUUCGAGCUCAAGGCCUCUCUCACCCCGAAGACUACCGAAUUAUUUACUGCGCUCGUCCGAAGUUCCCGAAAGCUUGGUCUAUUUUACUACCCAAAUAUUCUCGCUCAAUAUCGAGAUACUGGUGACGAAGGGUUGGCCUUGCUAUUUAUUGAAGAAACAAAGCGAUUUAAUCUGUCGUUGUACAAACUUGGCAGGAAAUUGAGACUUACAAGCGUCGGCCCGCAUACCUUGGAUUGGCGGGUUAAUACAGAUGAGCUCCAAUUUCCAAUGCCAAAAGGCCGUAUCUGGGUUGCUGCCACUAGAAGUGAAUGGGAUCGUGCAGUACCAGUUGGGUCGAUCGGACCUGAGCUCAAUGAAACCGUCGAGAACACAUGGAUGUCAAGAUCUGCCGAGUUAUUGGAGUAUCUUUAA